GAUACGGUCGGUCAGUGAACAAAACAUACAUAGAUCAGCAGAUCUCUCUCCGGUAUCAGUUUCUCCUCUUGUUUUCGGCCUAGUUCGCUCACUCUCCGAUGGCGGCAUCAAUCAAUAACCGACCACUCAACCACCUCGAACCCUCCCUAGACGGGGCCGUCCUGUUCUCUUCUUGGAGCUCCUGCCCGAGCCGUCCAUCAGAUUCUCCUGACGCCCCGGCCCGAGCCUUGCAAAUGAAUCCUGUUCAGGAUGAGGAGCACUAUAGCUUGUCAAGCGAGGAUGAGGCCGGUCAGUCGAAGGAGUACGUUAAAGUGAUGAUAAAUGGAAAAACCGACAUCGAGUCAACCGUCCAUGACCCACUCGAUGAAUCAACAGCCGACAGUUGGAUCAAGCGCAGCCCUUCCAUGGUCCGCCUCACCGGGAAGCACCCUUUCAAUGCAGAGGCACCACUGGCACGCCUCAUGCGCCACGGGUUCAUAACACCGGUCCCACUCCACUAUGUGCGCAACCACGGACUGGUCCCUCGGGCCAGUUGGCAGCAUUGGACGAUCGAGGUGACUGGACUUGUGAAGCGGCCAGGGAAGCUCACUAUGAACAGGCUCGUAGCUGAUUUCCCGAGCCGGGAGCUCCCAGUCACCCUGGUGUGUGCCGGGAACCGACGGAAGGAGCAAAACCUGGUCAAACAGAGCAUCGGAUUUAACUGGGGACCAAGCGCAGUGUCCACUUCGAUUUGGCGAGGUGUACCGUUGCGGGAUGUUCUAAAGAGAUUCGGCAUCAUGACCCGGAGAAGCGGGGCCCUUUAUGUGUGCUUCGAGGGGGCCGAGGACCUUCCUGGUGGUGGUGGGUCGAAGUAUGGCACGAGCAUCAACAAGGAGGUCGCCAUGGACCCAGCAAACGACAUCAUACUGGCCUAUAUGCAGAACGGGGAACUUCUAGCACCGGAUCAUGGUUUCCCUUUGAGGGUGAUCAUACCGGGAUACAUCGGGGGCAGGAUGGUGAAGUGGCUUCGGAGGAUUAUAGUCACGACUAAGGAGUCCGAUAACUACUACCAUUACCGUGACAAUAAAGUCUUCCCAUCUCACGUCGAUCCCGAGCUAGCUAAUGCUGAAGCUUGGUGGUACAAGCCGGAGUACAUAGUCAAUGAGCUGAACAUAAACUCAGUGAUAACUACCCCUUCCCACGAGGAGAUUUUGCCCAUUAAUGCCUCGACCAGCCAGAGACCAUAUACCCUGCGCGGCUACGCCUAUUCUGGAGGCGGGAAGAAGGUGACACGUGUAGAAUUGACAAUGGAUGGAGGUGCCACGUGGCACGUGUGCGAAUUGGACCACCCGGAGAAACCCAACCGGUAUGGAAAGUACUGGUGCUGGUGCUUCUGGUCCCUCGAGGUCGAGGUCCUCCACCUGCUCCCGGCCAAGGAGAUCGCGGUCCGGGCCUGGGACCAGUCCUUCAAUGUGCAGCCCGAGAAGCUAAACUGGAAUCUCAUGGGGAUGAUGAACAACUGCUGGUUCAGGGUCAAGACGAACAUGUGCAGGCCCCACAAGGAAGAGAUCGGGAUAGUAUUUGAGCACCCGACCCAGCCCGGGAACCAGUUGGGUGGCUGGAUGGCCAAGGAGAGGCACCUUGAGCAAGCAUCCGCUGAUGCCACCCUGAAGAAGAGUGUCUCGUCUCCUUUCAUGAACACAUCCUCAAAGACAUUCUCUGUCUCUGAGGUUAAAUCACAUAAUUCGGCCGAUUCCGCAUGGAUCAUAGUCCAUGGCCAUGUCUACGACUGUACGCACUUCUUGAAGGAUCACCCUGGCGGGGCCGACAGCAUCCUCAUCAAUGCGGGGACGGACUGCACCGAGGAAUUCGAUGCCAUUCACUCUGACAAGGCCAAGAAGCUUCUCGAGCAGUACCGUAUUGGAGAACUGAUCACAACUGGCUACAAUUCGGACUCCUCAUCAGGCUCUAGCUCCUCCGAUGGCCUAGUAAAGGGAGUGCAGCCCAUUAAAGAAGCAGUGGGCCCAGCAAGACGUGUCGCACUCCGCCCCGGCGAGAAGAUCCAAUGCAAGCUAGUCUCGAAGACCUCGAUCUCACACGAUGUCAGGAUUUUCAGGUUUGCACUCCCAUCAGAAGAUCAGCUACUGGGCUUGCCCGUUGGGAAGCAUUUAUUUUUGUGUGCCACGAUCGACGGGAAGCUGUGCAUGAGGGCCUAUACGCCUAUUAGUGGGCCGGAUACAAUAGGGUACUUCGACCUCGUGAUCAAGAUUUAUUUCAUGAAUGUCCACCCGAAAAUUCCCCAAGGCGGGCUCAUGACGCAGUACUUGGAAUCGCUUCCGAUGGGCUCGGUGUUGGAGGUGAAAGGCCCCCUAGGCCACAUAGAGUACACCGUUCGAGGAGGGUUCUUAGUCCAUGGAAAGCCCAAAUUCGCGAAGAGGCUGGCGAUGCUGGCUGGUGGGACGGGGAUCACACCAGUUUAUCAGAUAAUGCAGGCGAUCCUCAGGGACCCAGAAGAUAAAACCGUCAUGUACCUUGUGUAUGCCAAUCGAACCGAAGGGGACAUACUGCUAAGAGAAGAGCUUGACCGAUGGGCGGAGGAGCACGGUGAGAGGCUGAAGGUGUGGUACGUGGUGCAACAGGCUCCUAACGAAGAUUGGAAAUACAGUGUCGGGUUCAUCACAGAGAGCAUUCUAAGGGAACACGUCCCUGAAGGGUCGAAGGAGGUCCUAGCGCUAGCAUGUGGACCCCCACCGAUGAUUCAGUCUGUGCAGGCUGAUUUGGAUAAGAUGAAUUACGACAUCAAGGAAGCAAUGCUGCUAUUUUAGAGAAGGCCAUAUAUGGAUUUGGUACCUCAAAUAAGAUAUCAUCUAUCUAACCAGUCAUUCUCUAGCAAGUUCUGGGAUAUCCAGUCUUGCAAAUUACUUGAGAUCAAUGCUGAGAUUUAGCAUAGGUGAAAGAUGUGAUUGAAAUAUACCGACGUGAUCUGUUUCUUUCUAUCAAUAGAAAUUAUCAUGCAUUAGAAUUGAUUCCUAUGAGUGGAGAAUUAUGGUUAACAUAUAGAUCGUUCGAUAUGCAACUU
This is a messenger RNA of Punica granatum (pomegranate), 3058 nucleotides long. The record is from RefSeq and is a predicted model, not a curated record. NCBI's taxonomy places the organism in Eukaryota, Viridiplantae, Streptophyta, Magnoliopsida, Myrtales, Lythraceae.